This is a messenger RNA of Didymosphaeria variabile, 960 nucleotides long. RefSeq lists its product as uncharacterized. Gene Ontology annotation, cellular component: nucleus. The coding region runs from base 1 to 960 and encodes 319 amino acids. The record is from RefSeq and is a predicted model, not a curated record. Gene Ontology annotation, molecular function: zinc ion binding; hydrolase activity, acting on ester bonds. The transcript has 2 exons. Lineage: Eukaryota; Fungi; Ascomycota; Dothideomycetes; Pleosporales; Didymosphaeriaceae.
AUGCAGACGGUAAAAAUCCCUCUCUCUCCGCCAACCCUCAAAGAGAUAGCCGCAGCCCUCCAAUUUCCCCUCGCUGCCAACUACAAGCAUGCCACCGUCGACGUAGUACUUUGCCCAGACCUCCGGGAAGCUCCCUUCCACCUCGCAACAGAAGGCCUCUCCGGCGCCGAAAAAAUCUCAGACGUAGGCGGCCAACCCAACCUCUUCCCGCAACCCCGACUAGACUGCAAAUGGAGCCUCCUCGACAUUGCGCGCGCCAUGGAAAUGGAUCCUCGAGGCGGCGGCCUCCUUGGCGCAGGUGCUGGACCCUUCCAUGUCGUAGGACGCAAUUGCGAACUCGUCCCGAACUUAUCUUGGAGUGACGGGUUUGAUAAUGUUACGAACGGUACAUAUGUCGCACAGAUCAAGGACGGGAAUCCGAGCGUAGAGAGAUGUUCCAGCCUUGACUGCGCACUUAUGGUAAACCUAUACGGUUCCCUAGGCGGCCCCGGCCAGGUCAUAAAAAUCACAGCGCGGGGCCGCGUAGAAAAAGAGAAGAGCAUUACAGAGCUGAUGCAGAAAGCAUUGGCUGAUGCGUACAGCGACCGCAUGGUCAGUCUGGGUGGUAUUUUUGUCGUCAAAAGGGGAAAAUCGUACUAUCACAUUAUGCCGGAUUUUCCACCGGAGGAGGAACUGCCCUGGGACAAUCCGAAGCAGGUGAAUGAUUGGUUGACGUAUCAUGAAUUUGAGGCGCCAGUUGUGUGUUUGAGUGUGCUGCAUUCGGCGGAUCCCGGGAGUAAGUUGGGGUUGAGGAUGGAGCAUACGCAUUGUGCGUCAGUGGACGGUAGAGACGUCGGGGGUCAUUAUCAUGGGGAUAUUGAUGGGGACGAGAUCGAAUAUGAGGGAUACUUCAAUGUGGCGAAGACGCUUUAUCGGAUAGAAAAGCCAGAGGUAACGCUCGGAAGAGAAUUGCACGACUGA